UGAUUGGAAGCGCUGCUCAGUGACGUCUCGUCCGGAAGCUUCUUUGCUUUGCCCUUGUACACAAAAUUUAUGCCUUUUCGUGUACAAUACUCUCCGCUUCUCGUUUUCUGUCUGUGUUGAGCCUUUUCUGUGUAUCGCCAUGUCUCUGGCUGCUGAGGCUUUCGUCUCUCAGAUGGCAGCUGCUGAGCCAUGGCCUGAAAAUGCCACACUCUAUCAGCCAUUGAGAGAGGAUCAGAUCCUUCUGUCUGAUUGUGCAUCCUCUUUGGCAGUUCAGGCGUACCUAAGGAUGUGCAACCUACCAGUGCGAGUGUCUUGCCGUGCUAAUGCUGAGUACAUGUCACCAUCAGGGAAGGUUCCUUUCAUUCAUGUCGGUAAUCAGGUUGUUUCAGAGUUGGGACCAAUAGUGCAGUUCACAAAAGCAAAGGGCCACUCUUUGAGUGAUGGCCUGGAUGAUGUUCAGAGAGCAGAGAUGAAGGCCUAUAUGGAGCUGGUCAACAACAUGCUGCUCACAGCUGAGCUGUAUAUUCAGUGGUGUGAUGAUACCACAUCUUCAGAGAUCUCAAGGCCACGGUACAGUAGUCCAUAUUCGUGGCCUCUUAAUCACAUCCUUGCCUAUCAGAAGCAGUGGGAGGUUCGUCGGAAAAUGAACGCUAUUGGCUGGGCAGGAAAAAGUCUUGAACAGGUGUACGAGGAUGUUAGCCAGUGUUGUCAGGCUCUCUCCCAGCGACUUGGGACUCAGCCCUACUUUUUCAACAAGCAGCCAACCGAGCUGGAUGCCCUGGUCUUUGGUCAUCUAUUCACAAUCCUGACCACCCGUCUCACCAGUGAUGAACUUAGUGAGAAGAUUAAGUCCUACAGCAACCUUCUCUCCUUCUGCCGACGUAUUGAACAGACAUAUUUUGAGGAACAGGACAGAGACAGCCAGUCAGGAGCCUCACACCACUCAAAAGGCCCCUCCCUUAUUUGAAGCACUGUCUCCAUGCCUGAGUACCAUUCCUCCCUCCACUGAUCUGUAGUAAAGUGAGAAAGUUGUGUACCUAGUCAAAGCAAGCUGAUACUGUGGCAUAAUGUUUCACAGUUAAUGAUUUAUUUUAUUGUUGUGUAAAUGUAUAAUAUUUAAUAAAAAAAACUGCCUGAUCAGAUCAGUGGAAGAAAGGAGGUGGCACCAUCACUUAGGCUUAACCAACGUUCCACGAUAUUCCAGCACUCUUCCAACCUGUCCUUUUUCCUGAUUGCAAUGCCAUAUACAUAUAUAUAUAAGUCUGCCUGUUGAAAAUGUAGAUUGUUGAAACCGAUAUUUUCAUUAGGUGUAGAUUUUGAUUUUCCACUGCGGUGAUUUCUGGUUUAAUAUGAUGUACAUGGAAGUGCCUACAAGGAAAAAUAAACACAAAAUUCCACAGUA
Molecule: messenger RNA, 1402 nt
Organism: Astyanax mexicanus (Mexican tetra)
Lineage: Eukaryota; Metazoa; Chordata; Actinopteri; Characiformes; Acestrorhamphidae
Gene: mtx2
Product: metaxin 2
Exons: 10
Coding region: 140-967 (275 amino acids)
Biological process (GO): mitochondrion organization
Cellular component (GO): SAM complex
Source: RefSeq, a predicted model, not a curated record